AUGAAGGAAAGCAAGCGUCACGCGCGGGCCAACAAUCCUGAAACGCCGGGAUACAAUGCCGAAGAACCUAACACGUCGCUCAUAAACUUAGAUGCAAACAAUUAG
Macrosiphum euphorbiae (potato aphid) is the source of this 105-nucleotide messenger RNA. The record is from the annotation of a GenBank genome assembly. Lineage: Eukaryota; Metazoa; Arthropoda; Insecta; Hemiptera; Aphididae.